Messenger RNA from Ipomoea nil (Japanese morning glory), 670 nucleotides. RefSeq lists its product as uncharacterized. Bases 35 to 472 code for a protein of 145 amino acids. Lineage: Eukaryota; Viridiplantae; Streptophyta; Magnoliopsida; Solanales; Convolvulaceae. The record is from RefSeq and is a predicted model, not a curated record. The transcript has a single exon.
GCAAAAAUCAUAAAAACCAAUAAAAAAUGAAAAAAUGAAAGCACAGAGCAUUUUGUUGGUUAUUAUACUAGCCCUAGCAACCUACGCUGCCUUCAUUUCCUUGAAACAGCCCGACCGGUACUUGGGAAGCGUCGUCUACGACGUCCACGUCAUCAACGGCUUCUCCGACAACUCGUCGAUGCCCUUGGUCGUUUGGUGCUCCUCGUCCGCCGACGACGACAUUGGUGGCCGGGCGCUCCAGGAGGGAGAUGAGUUUAGCUGGAGCGUAAAAACCAUUUUCUGGGCGAACAUCAAGUUCCGUUGCACCAUGAAGUUUGAUCGGCGCCGGCGACGGUUCGAAGCGUUCCGGCGGAGCCGAGACGUGGAGCGCUGCAAUCCGACGCGGCAUUGCUUCUGGUUGGUGAAGAAAGAUGGGUUCUAUUUUGGCAAUGAUGGAAUCAAUUGGAGGAAAGAUUUUUCUUGGACUAUGUGAUUUGAGAGCUGAGAACUUUAAGGUUUUUUUUCGAUCGUUAGUUUUCUUCGAUUCUCUGUACGCUUUAGUUCCUCGAUCGUUUUUGUUAUGUAGAGCCGAGCCUAGACGGAAGUUUUAGUAAUAUAAUAUUUCAAUCGGGAGAUGUAUUUUUGUUUAUGUUCAAUCAACCUUAAUGAGUUUAAUUUAAAUUUUAUCUUC